Ilex paraguariensis (yerba mate) is the source of this 309-nucleotide messenger RNA. NCBI's taxonomy places the organism in Eukaryota, Viridiplantae, Streptophyta, Magnoliopsida, Aquifoliales, Aquifoliaceae. The record is from the annotation of a GenBank genome assembly.
AUGGUGUCAUUCUCCACAUGGGAGGAAGAAAGCCCACACCCACAGCAGGAUUAUUCAAUUCAUCUUGAUUCAUCAUAUGCUUCUGUACGAAAUCCUUUCUCAGAAAAGAAGUGGAAAAAAUUCCAAUUAUCCAGUUUAUUUGGUACCUCAAAUGCUGCAAUCAAGUUGCAUUUAAUAGAUGUGAACUUGCAUCAAGGAGGAAUUAGAGUUGUUGACCAAUGGCUCAUUGUGCUUAGCCUGGGUUCGGGGCAAACAAGAAAUUUGGCUCUUGAUAGGACACAUAUACUGACAUGGAUACAUAUUGUUUGA